AUGAGAAAUCCAGCUUCCCCAGGUGGGACACCCUCCCAACAUAAUUCAACACUGGCUAUCUCUCCUUUAAUGGUUAAUAGAACUGCAAGGUGCCAAGGAAGAAAUUCAAAUAAUCAACCUUCUACCAAUAUUGAUAAUUUAAAUAAUAUACCUUUUUCAAAUUCAAAUAACAAUAUCAAUAAUAACCCAUUUCAGACAGUGAUAAAUAGUCCAUUAGUUCAAAAGGUCUCGAAAAACUUUAGUUCAAAAUCAGGAUUAACGACACCAAGACAGACGAAAAAUAUUUCCUUCAAUAAUAUAUACAAUUCCAAUGUAUCAAAUAACACAAUUGGAGCCCCAAAUCAUAUCAUGUCUUCAACAUUGCGAAAAUUCAGUCUUCACAAAAACCCGUUGAAUCUUAGUAUACAAGAUGUAAAUAAUAAUAAUCAAGAUUGUUAUAACAAUGAUAUGACUAUUGAUUCAGCCAUUGAUAAUAAUGACAAGACAAAUAUUAAUAAAGAUAAUCCUUUACUAACUACUUUGACUACAAACUCAGCACCUGUAACUACUCUAAAUGAAAUAGAUUUAACGAAAUUAUCUUCUAUUGAAAGGUUAAGACUUUGGAGACACGAUGCAUUGAUGCAGCAUAUGUAUACUACUGCAGAAUAUAUUGGAGAUAAGAUAUAUAGCAUAACAAACGAUCCAAAUGAUGCAUUUUGGUUGGCACAGGUUUAUUAUGAUAGCAUGGAAUAUCAAAGAGCGAUUGAUUUAUUGACGACUACAAGCACAGAUGAUUUAGAUUAUGCCAAUCUUCCUUCUACAAGUCUAGUUACAAUCAAUAUCAUGUGCAGAUAUCUGGUAGCCCUUUGUUAUGUUCAGUUACAAAAAUAUGAAGAAGCCUUGGAUAUUGUGGGAGAAACUAAUCCAUUUGCGGAUGAAUCGAUAAGUGAAGAUGAGUUUAUGACUCAACAGAGACAGAAGACAGAUGGAGGGAUUAAAUUAGAGUCAUCACUUUGUCACCUGAGGGGUAAAAUCUACUGUGCAUUAAAUAAUUUCGAAAAGGCCAGAGAAUCUUUUAAAGAGGCAGUUAAGGUGGAUAUUAAGAAUUUUGAAGCAUUUGAUACUUUGACAAGUAAGUAUCUAUUGACACCACAAGAAGAAUGGGAUUUUAUUCAUGAGUUAGACUUUUCUAUUCUAGAUGAUAAUGAAGAAAUAAUCAGAAAUUUCUACACACUAAAGCUUUCCAAAUUGGUGAAUACAGAUAGAAUAAGGGAAUCACAACAAUUACUUUCCAACGAGUAUAAUUUAGACUCGAACUCAGAUGUUGUCUGUAGUCAAGUGGAACUUCUACAUCUUAAGGGUAAAUUUGAUGAGUGUCUUGAUGUUUGUGAACAAUAUUUAUCAAAAGAUUCAUUUAAUCUUAAGCUUUUGCCAACAUAUAUUACCUGUUUAUUUGAAUUGUCAGCAAAAAAUAAAUUAUUUCUUCUAUCACAUAAAUUAGCGGAAAACUUACCGAAGAGUCCAAUUACUUGGUUUAGUGUAGCAACAUACUAUCUUACAAUGAAUAAAAUUAAUCAAGCUAGAAAAUUUUUUUCAAAGGCAUCUAUUUUGGAUCCUACUUUUGCACCUGCAUGGCUAGGAUUUGCACACACGUAUGCUCUUGAAGGUGAACAAGAUCAAGCAUUAGCAGCUUAUUCUACAGCUGCAAGAUUUUUCCCAGGUAGUCAUUUACCAUACCUAUUUCUUGGGAUGCAAUAUAUGACCUCAAACACAUUGUCAUUAGCAGAAGAAUAUUUCAAUCUAUCUUAUGAUAUUUGUCCUAGUGAUCCGUUGUUAUUAAAUGAAAUGGGAUGUCUGUAUUAUAAAAAGGAAGAAUUUGAUAAAUCUAAAAAAUAUUUGAAUAGAGCUUUAGAAGAAAUAAAGGAUGUCAGUCCAACAUCAAAAACAUCCAUCUCCAUUCAAACAAAUUUAGGGCAUACAUAUAAAAGACUUGGUGAAAAUGAAAGAGCUAUUAAAUGUUUCAGAUAUAUAUUGGAGGAUUCAGAAAAGGACUCAGAUGUAUAUUGUACAUUGGGGUUUUUGUAUUUAAAGACAAAUCAACUUGAGAAGGCUAUUGACUAUCUUCAUAAAUCGCUGGCAGUAUGUCCCUCAAAUAAGUAUGCAUCUGAUUUGUUACAACAUGCUUUAGAAUUGAAUGUUUCCCUAUCGCUGAAUGGUGAUCAUCUUUUAUCUGUGAGAACAAAUUUUGAAAAUUUGAUUUUAAAUAUAGACCAAUAUGAUCCAAAUAAUGAUAAAUUAAAUAAAAAUACAAAAAUAAAUGAUCAAAUAGUGAAUAAAAUCCAACGAAAAAGAUCAAAAAACCCAGCUUUACAGCCGUCACCAUAUUUAAAAAAAUCUAGAAGUAGAUCUAGUAAACGGCCAUUUUAUGAGAAUUCCACAGAACAAAACAAUAAUACCAGUAUCAACGAUAACUAUAUCGAACCUAUGGACGUUGAAUAG
Molecule: messenger RNA, 2478 nt
Organism: Arxiozyma heterogenica
Lineage: Eukaryota; Fungi; Ascomycota; Saccharomycetes; Saccharomycetales; Saccharomycetaceae
Gene: CDC16
Product: anaphase promoting complex subunit CDC16
Exons: 1
Coding region: 1-2478 (825 amino acids)
Biological process (GO): protein ubiquitination; cell division; positive regulation of mitotic metaphase/anaphase transition
Cellular component (GO): anaphase-promoting complex; cytoplasm
Molecular function (GO): protein binding
Source: RefSeq, a predicted model, not a curated record